Daphnia carinata is the source of this 2863-nucleotide messenger RNA. RefSeq lists its product as uncharacterized. Lineage: Eukaryota; Metazoa; Arthropoda; Branchiopoda; Diplostraca; Daphniidae. The record is from RefSeq and is a predicted model, not a curated record. The coding region runs from base 193 to 2727 and encodes 844 amino acids. Gene Ontology annotation, biological process: protein dephosphorylation. The transcript has 17 exons. Gene Ontology annotation, molecular function: protein tyrosine phosphatase activity.
UUGAACAUUGUGCUAUCUUUCCCUUUUCUUUCGACUAGAGAACGAUAAGACAGUGUCGGGUGCGGAAGUUUCGGUUUACUUGUGCACCAACUCUGUGAUUGUGGCUCUAGCGAAAGAAACAUUGCGUUUUACAUAAAUUUGUGUUUCCCAAUCAAAAACGGAUAUUUCAGAAGGUAGGAUAUAUUAUUCUGGAUGCAAAAGACUGCCUGGCCAAUAGAAAGUGAGAGGGUGCUAUUCGUUCGUGCCAUUCAAUCCCGUGAAAAAGAGAAAAGCAAUUACAGUUUUGUUUUGGUAGUCAUCAUUACUGCUUAUGUUUCAGUCAUCACUUAUGGAACACUAAUCAACACUCCUGAGGCCAAUAGUACUCAUGAAUUCCUUCCAGAUGGAAAAUUUACAACUAAAAUUCGUCCAUUGACUUCGAAGACCACGCAUCCAAUGACCAAAUCUUCGACGGAUUCAGGCAUUUUUGUUAUUAAGUCAUCCAGUCAGAUGUCCACAACAAAAGAAGCGAAGGUAGUCAACACUGUUGAAGUGACAUCAAUGGCUUCUUCGAUUAGUACAUCUCCUUUAUCUACCAUCCUUUCAACAGAAUCCACAUCACCAGUACCAAUUGAAAUUCAUAAUUUUACCGCGCAAUGGAAAACUGAUGUCGACGACGAAGACUAUAUCACGGUCUUUUGGUUUGAAGAAAUUCACGAGAAUCAACAAAAAGCACGGAAGCUAGUUCUAUCAAGGGGAACGGAAAAACAAACAGUGGUUAUUAAUUACAACUGUUCUCUGCAAGGAAAUUCUGGACAACACAAAGUGAAACUAGAAAAAUUAUGGCCUGCUCGGAACUAUUUCACCUGUUACGGUAGCGGUCAGGAUGAAAAUGCAGAAUUAAUUAUCGAGCCAUGUUUUUCGUACAACUUCAGCCUCAUCCCUCUUGAUGGCAAAAGUCACCUGACGAAGACAACCGAACUGAUACCAUUCGUAAAAAGGCCAUCCAAAAUCGAAUCAUCUUACGAUGUAGACAAGAACAACUUGGUGAUUCGUUGGGAACCAUCACCUGAGACCUUGAAUUGUAAUCUGAAAUAUCGCUACAAUUUAAAUGUCGACAAAUUAGGUAGUAUUAACGAGACUACUGAUGACAAACGCGUUGAAUUAAACGUUGGUCAUUGCACAACUUAUUCUAUUGCUGUUUGGAGCAUCGGUACUGACGACAGAAAUGAAAUCAUAUCGAGACAGCCAGCUCAACACACUGGUAGAACCGACACCCAUGGUUUUGAAAUUAAAGACGUUCAAACCAACGUAACGGCUAUAAAUCAAACAUGCCUGAUUGUGAAGUGUUCUCUGAAUCGCAAGUUUAGGCAAUUCGACAACUGUGGUGUAUCAUUUCGAAUUCAUUUGGACCCUCCUUCGGAAGUUGGACAGCAAGUGUGGUGGUUGAGAUAUGAUAAACAAAUACAUGAGGAAAUGAUUUGUCAGCUGCGGCCUGCAACGAAUUACGAGGUCCGUCUUGGAAUUUUGGAUAAUCAAGAAAAAAUCCAGCGUGAUCCACAGUUAUACUCGUCAUUAGCUACCAUACAAACACCCAGCACAUACGAUGCUGUCACAGUAGGACUAAUCGUCGUCUCUAGUAUUCUUAUUAUGAUGCUCAUCUGCGUUACCUUAUAUUGCUUCCGGUCGUGGCUCUCAAGGCGUGGCCAAGAGUCGCAAGUUGCACAGCAAACUUUCCUGUUAAAAUCAUCGUUUUUGGGUAACAUAACCCGGAGACGCUCUCAUCCCGUAAAAGUACGAAAUUUAGAAACAGUUACGCAACGUCUUUGUUCCUUGGCUGGGCACCUCUUAGAAAUGGAAUUUCAAGAUCUGACCAUCUUGUCCGAUGCUCGUCGCCCAAAGGAGGCUCCCAUCGCCUUGUUGUCUCCAAACACAAUAAAAAAUCGCUACGUUAACAUUUUGCCUUAUGAGCAUACUCGUGUUCCCCUCAGUUUGUUAUCGGACACUCCUGACUCGGACUAUAUCAACGCGUCGUAUGUCAUGGGUUUCAACGACCCAAAGGAGUACAUUGCAACUCAAGGACCGAAAACUUGUACCAUAGGAGAUUUCUGGAGAAUGGUAUGGGAACAAAAUGUCCAUAUUAUCGUUAUGGUGACAGGCCUAGAAGAGAGAGGCAAACCCAAGUGUGAUCGAUAUUGGCCAGAGGAUGCGGAAACUCCACUUGUUUGUGACAGCCUUUCCAUUUCUCAAUUGAAUGAAAUGGAUUUUGAAAACUAUACCGUUCGCAGCCUCGAAGUCAAAUUGAGCGAAAAAUCCCGAACAGUGAAACAAGCUUAUUUAAAAGGUUGGCCAGAUUUUGGUGUUCCUGAAUGUCCUGAAAUUCUGAUUCGAUUUGUUGAAGUCAUUCGAAUUCUAAUCAAUGAGACACCAUCAUCAUCAAAUCAACCCAUUGUGGUGCAUUGCAGCGCUGGAGUAGGGCGAACAGGAACUUUCAUCGCCGUAGAUUGGCUGAUGCAAGCAGGUCGUGUACAUAAAGAAAUUGACAUCUUUUCUACUGUAUUGUGCAUGAGAGAAUGCCGGAUCAACAUGAUUCAAAGCGAGGAGCAGUACGAAUAUGUAUAUCGAUGUAUGUCUCAUUUUGCCAAAACUAGACUUUUUUCUUCUGGAAACGUUGAAGAUACGUCGGACACAGAUGCAGAAAACUUGCUGACUAAUGGAAACAAACAACUGCUAAGCGAAGUGGCGUGAGGAUGCUAACUGCGUUUUACAGAACGGUCAUUUGAUUGAUUUUUUUCCUGUAUAUUUACAUGUAUGAAGAAUUGGAAAUUCAUUGUUACGACACUUGUUAAUCUUUUCAAAAGCAAAAACAGCUGGUUCACCACGA